This is a messenger RNA of Odobenus rosmarus divergens (Pacific walrus), 1287 nucleotides long. It is a transcript of the gene PALM, whose product is annotated as paralemmin. The record is from RefSeq and is a predicted model, not a curated record. The transcript is spliced from 10 exons. Bases 1 to 1266 code for a protein of 421 amino acids. Gene Ontology annotation, cellular component: membrane. Lineage: Eukaryota; Metazoa; Chordata; Mammalia; Carnivora; Odobenidae. Gene Ontology annotation, biological process: positive regulation of filopodium assembly; negative regulation of adenylate cyclase activity; regulation of cell shape.
AUGGCCUGUGUGCAGUGGGUCUCCGCGGCUAUAUGCCCCUCCCCCGGCUCUGCCUCCGCCCUGGUGGGUCUGUGGAGGCCACGUGACAGCCGGGAAAGGUCAGGGGAAGAGCAUACCAGGCAGAAGGAUCGGGUCCUGGUGGCAGAGACCACGUCUCAGCAGGAGCGGCUCCAGGCCAUUGCAGAGAAGCGGAAGCGGCAGGCCGAGGUCGAGACCAAGCGUCGGCAGCUGGAGGACGACCGUCGGCAGCUGCAGCACCUGAAGUCCAAGGCCUUGCGGGAACGCUGGCUGCUGGAGGGGACGCCGUCCUCGGCUUCGGAGGGUGAUGAGGACAUGCGGAGACAGAUGCAGGAGGAUGAGCAGAAGGCGCGGCUCCUGGAGGAGUCCAUCUCCAGGCUGCAGAAGGAGAUUGAGGUGCUGGAGGACGCGGGCCCGCUCACCGCCGCUGCCGCCGGGGAGAGACCCGCCGCCCCGAGCCCGGCCAAGGACCAGAAGGCAGAGGUGGUGUUGGAUUCUCAGCAGGCCCCGGUGGGCACGCCCAAAGAGAAACGAGUCUCCAACACCCCCAUGAGGACAGUCGAAGGCUCCACCAUGAUGAAGGCAGCCAUGUACUCGGUCGAGAUCACGGUGGAGAAGGACAAGGUGACUGGGGAGACCCGGGUGCUGUCCAGCACCACCGUGCUCCCUCGGGAGCCGCUCCCUCAGGGCAUCAAGGUCUACGAAGACGAGACCAAAGUGGUCCAUGCCGUGGACGGUACUGCAGAGAACGGGAUCCACCCGCUGAGCUCCUCCGAAGUAGAUGAGCUCAUCCACAAGGCCGACGAGGUCACGCUGAGCGAGGCAGGGUCCACGGCUGGGACAGCGGAGACGCGGGGGGCGUCCAAGGAGCCCGUGCAGACCACACCCUCCAGGCGGGAGAUCACGGGAGUGCAGGCACAGCCGGGAGAGGCCACGUCAGGCCCGCCGGGCAUCCAGCCGGGCCAGGAGCCUCCGGUCACCAUGAUCUUCAUGGGUUACCAGAACGUGGAGGACGAGGCCGAGAGCCAGAAGGUGCUGGGUCUGCAGGACACCAUCACGGCGGAGCUGGUGGUCAUCGAGGACGCGGCAGAGCCCAAGGAGCCCGCCCCGCCCAACGGCAGCGCGGCAGAGCCCCCCACCGCUGCGGGCUCCAGGGAAGAGAACCAGGUGGGGCCCGAGGCCCCCGCCAGCGACCCCCAGGACCUCGACACGAAGAAGCAGCGCUGUAAAUGCUGCUCCAUCAUGUGAGCCGCCCAGCCUCCCAGCCCC